AGUGAAAAGCAAAACUGGAGAAAUUCUCUUCCCACGUAACCAUACCUGAAUUUAUCCAUUCCAUCCUAACUCUUCAGCAAAAGGUCGAACUUAUCUCAUCUCAUUCGGCAGGUCUCCUACUUUCCUUUCCGGUUUGCUGAAGGUAUCUGGCGAAGAAGUUCUGAGCGGAAUUUCGCCAAUCCAGUUAUCAGAAGGAAGCAAGAUCCAGCUGGAGUUAAAAACCAAGAUAUGAACGCACGAAAGGAGAUCGGGAGAGCAUCUCAGUUCCUGGCGGCGGCGGCGGGGCUGGGAUUGUUCUUCGCAGCGUUCAACUUCGCGGCGUUGUUCGUGCCGCCGAGGAGGGAAGGGAGCAGCGUCGCCGACGACGACGGCCGCAUUAAUUGGUUCACGGGCGAUAGAGAAUUGGCGGCGGCCGCCGGGAAGCGGCCGUUCCACGUGGCGAUGACUGCGAUGGCGGAUCCGUACAGCAGGUGGCAGUGCCGGAUUAUGUAUUACUGGUACAAGCGAGCGAAGGCAGCAGGGGCGGGGGCGGAGGAGAUGGGCGGGUUUACGCGGGUGCUGCACUCCGGCGAGGCCGACGAUCUCAUGGGGGAGAUCCCCACCUUCGUCGUCAACCCCCUCCCUCCGGGCGCCGAUAGGGGUUAUGUUGUCCUUAAUAGACCAUGGGCCUUUGUACAAUGGCUGGAAAGAGCAGAGAUUCAGGAAGAGUACAUACUAAUGGCAGAACCAGAUCACAUAUUUGUGAAGCCUUUGCCGAACUUGGUUCGCGAAGAUCGACCUGUCGCGUAUCCAUUCUUCUACAUAAGACCGGCGAAACAAGAAAAGAUACUAAGGAAGUACUAUCCAGAAGAAAAAGGCCCUGUCACGAACAUCGAUCCUAUCGGAAAUUCUCCUGUAAUAAUCAAAAAGUCCGCGCUGACGAAGAUUGCUCCUACUUGGAUGAACAUGUCACUGGAAAUGAAAAUGGAUAAUAAGACCGACAAAGCUUUCGGAUGGGUUUUAGAAAUGUAUGCCUACGCUGUUGCCAGUGCAUUGCAUGGUGUCCACCAUAUUCUCUACAAAGAUUUUAUGAUACAGCCUCCUUGGGACUUAUCAGUAGGGGAGACAUUUAUUAUUCACUAUACUUAUGGUUGUGACUAUUCACUGAAGGGUGAGCUAACUUAUGGAAAAAUCGGGGAAUGGCGCUUCGACAAAAGAUCGUAUCUUAAAGGCCCGCUACCAAGGAACCUUUCAUUACCACCUCCAGGAGUUCCUGAAAGUGUGGUAACAUUGGUAAAGAUGGUGAACGAGGCUACUGCUAACAUUCCUGGGUGGGAUGAUGAUGAUGAUGAUAAUAGUGAGUUGCGGAGUAAGUUUGAGGAACUAAACGAGUUACAUACCUUAAAACUGAUACAAGAAACGGAAAAGAAUUACAUAUAGGAAAAACAAGAAAAAACAAGUUAAACUAGCUAACCAAACGGAUUUCGACUGGGCUAGUACUGCGAGUUGAAGCAUGCGAGUUAUAAUUGCUCCAUAUUGAGAUGUUUUCGAGGAGUUAUUUUGCUUCAAAUGAGGCUUAAACUACUAUAGAGGAGUUGCAACAGCUUGUAAAGCAAAUAUAUAUGAUCUUGCUUAAACUAUUUUCUGCUCUUGUUAUGUACGUGUAGAGGAGCUACUCUCUUGGUAACUUCUUUAGAUUGAAUUGAAACCUUUUUUU
Molecule: messenger RNA, 1696 nt
Organism: Ananas comosus (pineapple)
Lineage: Eukaryota; Viridiplantae; Streptophyta; Magnoliopsida; Poales; Bromeliaceae
Product: hydroxyproline O-arabinosyltransferase 3-like
Exons: 10
Coding region: 229-1419 (396 amino acids)
Molecular function (GO): glycosyltransferase activity
Source: RefSeq, a predicted model, not a curated record